This is a messenger RNA of Polychytrium aggregatum, 2937 nucleotides long. RefSeq lists its product as uncharacterized. The record is from RefSeq and is a predicted model, not a curated record. Bases 260 to 2596 code for a protein of 778 amino acids. The transcript has 2 exons. NCBI's taxonomy places the organism in Eukaryota, Fungi, Chytridiomycota, Chytridiomycetes, Polychytriales.
GCAACAGCAGCAACAGCAGCAGCAAUACCAACAAGCACAUGCUUUGUUGCUCCAGCAGCAGCAACAACAGCAGCAGCAACUCCAGUCUGCAGCGUAUGCGUCGACGGCAUUUAAUCCGCCCUCGCUCGCGUCUUUCCACGGCUAUCCGGCGGGCCAGACCCUUCAACCGGCGGCCCAGCUCUUCUCUGGCAUACUUCCACAAUCCGGUCAGCAGCCAAUUCCUGCGGCCUUUCCGCAAAGUAUCUUCCCUCAGCUCGGCAUGAGCCCAUACGGGUCGGCGCCGUUUGCGCUGGCUCCGUCGCAAGCCCAGCCGUGGCCAGGGCUGUACAAUCCCUCGGUCGCCAUGCCCACGGCCAUUCCAACCUCGGUUGGCGGUGUAUCGGCUAUCGCCCAGUCGGCGUAUCCUCAGACAUACAAUCCUGUGUCGCUCCCGCUCCCGCCUGUUACGACUGCGGCUUCCUUGGCCGGAGUGACCUCUGCCCCGCCGGCAUCGAGCCAAAAGGGUAUGCGACCGUUGAGCACUCCUAAAGGCCGCUCGUCUCAAUCGUCCUCUCGAGCCGAGCAAGGCUACUCAAAGCCAGGAUACAGUGGCCAAGGCGCAUCUAGCUCGGGUACAUAUGGCUCGUCUUCGGCAAGCUCUGCUGGUGCUCGUGGAUACAGUGGAGGCUCCGGCGCCAGUGGAUUGCCCAGCAGCUCGAAUGAGCGCUACGCAGGCUCAAGCGGAUAUGGCCAUUCCUCGGGCUCGCCCUAUCCGGGUGGCGGCGGCGCCGACCCAGGGUACAAGGGGUCUUCUGGGCCCCACAAGCAGCCGUACGGCUCCGAUCGCCGCUUUGAUGCCCCGACGUCGCAGCCGUCGCAGUCUCCGGGUGGAUCCUAUGGUCGCUACGGCAAGGCGGAAGAAGCCCACCGAAGCCAUCCCCCGCGUAGUGAUCCGGGUCGGUCCAGCCGAGAUGUGGGCUAUCGCGGCGAGCGUGACCCACGGCGAGCCGAGCCGCCGCCAAUGUACGGCCACUACGAGCGGCGAGGACCGCCAUCGCCCGAGCGCCGGGGCCUGGUCCGCAGGGAGCGUAGCCCCUUCCGAGGCGAUUACGAGCGAGAUCCAUAUCGCGAGGCGCCGCGGGACGUUGGUGGCCGCUAUGAUCGCCCAAGCUAUUCUUAUCCCGCCGAUCGUCACACUGAUGAUCGGCGUCAUGAUGAGCGAUGGUCAGAUGAUCGGCGCUAUGGCCUUCGGCGCCCCGAUGAGCGACGGCCUGAGGAGCGACGCUACUACGACGGGCCCUCGGAUCGGCGCUAUCCGUACGAUUCGGACCGCGAUGGUGCGGCCAGACCUCGACCCUCGCGAAGCUCGCACCCUGAGCAAGGUCCCUACUCCCCUCGGUCAUUGGCGUCAGACCGUUCCGACCCCCGUGGGAUGGUUCCACGGCAGCUGUCAUCCCGCCCGGAGAAACGAUAUCCUUCCGAUCGAUACGAUGGUCCUGGUAGCCCGCACGAUGACUACAAGCGCCGACGAAUUGACGACUAUGAUGCGCGCCGACCCCUGCCCGCAAGACCCGUAAGUUCGUAUCCUCCUCAAGACCGCCGUUAUGGUUAUAGCGGCAGCCGACUCUCAGACGCACGGGACUACACGCCGCAUCCACGCGUCGAAAAAGUCACCGAGUACUACCGCUCCAGUUUCAUGGAAAACCCAUGGGAAGAGCUAAUGAAGAAUCUGAGCAAGAGUAGUCCAUCUGCGCCAGCGGAGAACAGCGGAGGCACAGGGUCAGAUCAGAGUAGGACUGAGGCAGAGAAGAACGAGGCGAAAGCCACCGACGCCUCCGAAGGCGUCAUCUUGGACAAGACGGCAUCGCACGAUGGGCUGUCUCAACAGGCAGACGCAGCCAUGGGUCGCCCCGUCUUUGACGGAAACUUUGGCGACAGUCAUCCUGGCGAUUCAGACGGCCUUCUGGACAACGAGGAUUUGCAGGAUGAUGCACCUCGUGACGACGCAGAAGAAGACAAUGUAUACGAUGCUGAAGCAGAUGCGGAUGCGGAUGCUGGUGCUGAUGCCGAUGCCGACGCUGGUGCUGCCGAUGCUGGCUCUGACGAUGGCGCCGACGCCCAUUCCAUGACUGAAGAGGCUGAGCAAGGAUAUGCCGAUAGCCAAGGAGAAGAGUACGCCGACGGCGAGCCGAGCUUUAAUGCCGGCGAACACGAAUAUUAUGAUGACGAACAAGAUUAUGCUGGCGACGAGCGAGCACGCUAUAACGACAGCGGCCACGCCUACGAUCCCGCACAAUCGGACCAGCCGGCGACCCCGUCCAUGGUGCCCUUGGGUUCCGACCCCGAUGGCGGAGAUCAGAUCCUGACAGAAGUAGAUGAUCGCUAUGCAUUCGCAUCUGCGGAUACCAGACAGCACUAUCAGACACGGACAAAUGGUCUUGAGAUCACUGAUCCGACGGACGAGGAAGCCUAUCAAGAUCCCGAUAUGACUGACGACGGAAUGGACGACCAUGAGAGUCGGUCACUCAAAGUUCAGUUCGAUGACGAUGAUGACGAUGAUGACGAUGACCGCGACGAGCUCGGUAUCGAUGAAGCAGCUGCUACCCACGAAGCAUAGACGGCGCUGCCGCCGACACCCAGAACAAGAUGCAGUUGGCGAAUACUAUUGUUAAUCAGGCUCAGCUCCACCAAGCGCCUCAAGCUGUUGACGAUGCCCCAAGCGGCGAUGCUGCAAGCGUAUGCUCGGCGUGGUAGGAUGAACGGCUCGCCCGACGAGAGCCCCUUGACCACGCUGCCGCUUUGGCUUACAGCCACUGAGAAGGUUCGUGAUUGGUCCCUCUCCCCCCUUUCAAGCAAGAGUUUGCUGCUGUGGCUCUGCAUGCAGAGCAAGCUGCACUCGAACACUAUGGGCCAGUGAUCGCGGCCCCCCAUCAAUAUACAUCCAGUGUCUCCUGCGUC